CUGGGCCACAUGUCGCCUUCCCCCGGCAACAUCACAAUGUACACUGCCAGCAAGCACAUGGUCAAGACGCUGCUCGACGGACUGCGGAAGGACCUCGCUAAAAAGAAGAGCAAGAUACGCGUUGGAGAAAUUUCUCCGGGACCUGUCAAAACGGAGUUUGCCUCAAACUUGAAACAAUUCAAUUCGGAAAUGUUGAAGCUGAUACCCCUCCAUGAGUCGGAGGACGUAGCGGAGAUCGUCAUCUGCAUGCUCUCUCAGGAUCCGCGAGUCCAGGUUCAUGAUGUCAUCAUGCAUCCCACGGGCAGUGCUCACUGAAGCUGCUACCAGUUUCCUGAAUAACGUCAAACACUUCAUUAACUUACACGGGAUUCUCAUCACUGGGUGACAGUGUUGCUGUGUGGAUAAUUUAUCAGUUGCACAUCAAACCAGAACUUUAGUCUCGGUUAUUUACAUUCGACUCUACGACUGAAAACUGUUAGAUUGUUCGGGAGUCAACAUUCAUGAAGGCACAACUGAGAAUAUUCAAACGCCGCAGCUGAGCUGUACCUGCAACCUCAAUCAACACAAAAUGUGUGCAUUUUUCAUUCUAUGUAAUGUCUAAU
Molecule: messenger RNA, 602 nt
Organism: Schistocerca nitens (vagrant locust)
Lineage: Eukaryota; Metazoa; Arthropoda; Insecta; Orthoptera; Acrididae
Product: dehydrogenase/reductase SDR family member 11-like
Exons: 3
Coding region: 10-315 (101 amino acids)
Source: RefSeq, a predicted model, not a curated record